This is a messenger RNA of Jaminaea rosea, 2022 nucleotides long. RefSeq names its product calnexin. The transcript has 3 exons. Gene Ontology annotation, biological process: protein folding. NCBI's taxonomy places the organism in Eukaryota, Fungi, Basidiomycota, Exobasidiomycetes, Microstromatales. The record is from RefSeq and is a predicted model, not a curated record. Gene Ontology annotation, cellular component: endoplasmic reticulum; endoplasmic reticulum membrane. Gene Ontology annotation, molecular function: calcium ion binding. Bases 110 to 1801 code for a protein of 563 amino acids.
CACACACACGGGUCAUAGCGUUCAAAGGUUCGCCUUGCUUCCAUCCCAUCUCGAUCCAUCCUCAUCCUUGGUCCUCGCCCUCAUCAUCGUCGUGAUCGUCGAGUAAGAGAUGAAGUCGCACAUCGCAAUCGCCCUCUCUGCGGCAGCCGCCGUAUCGGCGCAGGCUACCGAGCACGUUGAGCGCAAGCCUUUCGUUCCCACGACGGUCAAGGCGCCAUUCAUCGAGCAGUUCCAAGAGGGAUGGGACACCCGAUGGACUGCGUCUCAGGCGACAAAAGAGCAGACUGGGGGUGAGGUCUUCUCCUACGUCGGCAAGUGGUCCGUAGAAGAGCCGACUGUCUUCCCUGGUCUCCUUGGCGACACCGGACUCGUCGCCAAGUCCAAGGCCGCGCAGCAUGCCAUCUCUGCCCAAUUCCCCGAGGUCAUCAAGACCGAUGGCAAGCCACUCGUCGUUCAAUACGAGACGAAGCUGCAGAACGGCCUCUCGUGUGGUGGAGCUUACCUCAAGCUCCUCACCGAGUCGCCAGAAGGUAUUCAGGCAAAGGAGUUCUCGGACAAGACGCCCUACACCAUCAUGUUCGGCCCUGACAAGUGCGGCCAGACGAACAAGGUCCACUUCAUCUUCCGCCACAAGAACCCCGUCAACGGCGUCAUCGAAGAGAAGCACCUGACCGACACGCCGUACCCUAAGCUGGCAAAGGUCUCGACCCUCUACACCCUCGUUGUCGAGCCUGACAAUAGCUUCGAGAUCCUCAUCAACAACCAGUCGCGCAAGAACGGCACCCUCUUCGAGCAAUUCAACCCUAGCGUCAACCCGCCCAAGGAGAUUGAGGACCCCAAGGACUCGAAGCCCGCCGACUGGGUCGACGAGUCGCGCAUCGCAGACCCCGCUGCUACCAAGCCCGAGGACUGGGAUGAGGACGCUCCCUUUGAGAUCCCCGACGAGGAGGCCGAGAAGCCCGAAGGCUGGCUCGAGAAUGAGCCUCUUCAGAUCCCUGACCCAGAUGCCAAGAAGCCCGCUGAGUGGGAUGACGAAGAGGACGGCGAGUGGCAACCUCCCGUCGUCCCCAACCCCAAGUGCGAGGACGCCCCCGGCUGCGGCCCCUGGGUCCGCCCCCUGAAGCGCAACCCUGACUACAAAGGCAAGUGGACCGCUCCUAUGAUCGAUAACCCUGCCUACAAGGGCCCUUGGGAGCCGCGCAAGAUUCCCAACCCGCACUACUUUGAGGACAAGCACCCCUCGCACUUCUCGCCCAUGGGCGGCAUCGGCUUUGAGAUCUGGACGAUGGACGAGGACAUCCUCUUCGACAAUGUCUACGUCGGCCACUCGCGCGAGGAGGCAAAGAAGCUGAGCGAGGAGAGCUUCGAGCUCAAGUUGCCGAUCGAGCAGAACCGCGAAGAGAAGGCAGAUGCCGAGGAGAAGGCUAGUAAGGCGGCCGAGGAGGCAAAAGCUGCCAAGGCCGCUGCUGGAUCAUUGCUCACCCGUGUCCGCUCUGAAAUCGACGUCUUUAUCGCUGCCGCCAAGCGCGACCCGGUCAACGCCAUCAAGAGCCAGCCUCAAGUCGCCGCAGGUCUCGGUGCAGGUGUGACGGCCAUGUUCGGUCUCUUGGGUCUUCUCUCGGGUCUCAUGGGCGGCGCUGCGGGCAAGAAUGUGGCUGCGUCUGCCAGCCAGAGCAAGAAGAAGGAGGAGGCUGCUAAGUUGGUCGAGCGCAAGGCUCAGAGCUCGGCUGUCAAGGAGAAGUCGAGCGAGACGGUCGGCAAGAGGAGCAAAAAGACUGUUGUGGCCGAGGAUGACGAGUAAUUGAUUAGGAGCAUUGGUGGAAAGGUGCGGUCAGGCGAGACACAGCUUCGCACGAGCAUACGCUAGUGGGCCAGGCUCCUUGGAAGAGGCACGGCAACGGAGGAGAAAUGCGGGGCUAGGCAGAGGAGGUCAGUGGUGGUGAUGGCCUGACUGGAAGCACAAUUUCUUUUCUCUCCAUUGUCCAAAAAGCAUAUCUGCUAUUCUGUGUGCUUGUCACGUCG